AUGACCAACGAAUCCGCGCUAUUUAAGCCUCUCAGGGUUGGCCGCUCCGAGCUGCUCAACCGCAUCGCUCUGGCGCCCUUGACCCGCUUCCGCGCCGACGACGACAAUGUUCCCUUGCAAGACCUUGUACCCGAGUAUUACGCUCAACGUGCCUCCGUACCAGGCACCCUGCUCAUCACAGAAGCCACGUACAUCGCGCCGCAAGCAGCAGGAUAUCCUCUGGCCCCUGGUAUCUGGUCACAGGCACAGAUUGACGGCUGGAAAGCCGUCACCAAAGCCGUGCACGAGAAGAAGAGCUUCAUCUACAUGCAGCUCUGGGCUCUGGGCCGGGCCUCGCAUCUCGAUGGCCUUAAGAAGGUGGCCGGCCCAGACGCCAAGGUCGUGUCUGCCAGUGAUAUCCCCUUGGAAGGCGGCGAGAAGCCGACGCCACUGACCGAGGACGAGAUCCAUUGGUAUGUCAAGCAGUAUGCCCAAGCAGCCAAGAAUGCCAUCGAGGCAGGCUUCGAUGGCGUCGAGAUCCACGGUGCGAAUGGUUACCUUGUAGACCAGUUCAUCCAGGAUGUCUCCAACCAGCGCACCGACCGAUGGGGCGGCAGCAUCGAGAACAGGGCUCGCUUCGCGCUCGAGAUAGUAAAGGCCGUGACGGAGGCUGUGGGCUCUGACAGGACAGCCAUCAGGCUGAGUCCAUUUUCUGAUUUCCAGAGCAUGAAAAUGGCCGACCCAGAACCUCAGUUUUCGUACCUCGUCAAGGAGCUGAAAAAGUACAACCUCGCAUACAUUCACCUCGUCGAGUCACGCGUCUCGGGGAGUGCGGACAUCGAAGCUACUAAGAAGGUCAACUUCCUGGUCGAUAUCUGGGAUAACCAGAGCCCUGUGCUGCUGGCAGGAGGGUUCAGACCGGCUUCGGCUGUGUCUACGGUGGAUGAGGAUUUCCCGAACAGGGACGUCAUUGUGGUCUUUGGUCGAUAUUUUAUAUCCAAUCCAGACUUGGUGUUCAGGGUGCGCCGGGGCAUCGAGCUUACCGGUUAUGAUAGAGGCACCUUCUACAACCCUGGAAAACCGGACGGGUACAUCACCUAUCCAUUCAGCAAGGAGUACUUGGAGGCGAAGGCAUGA
Diaporthe amygdali is the source of this 1116-nucleotide messenger RNA. RefSeq lists its product as uncharacterized. The coding region runs from base 1 to 1116 and encodes 371 amino acids. The record is from RefSeq and is a predicted model, not a curated record. The transcript has a single exon. Gene Ontology annotation, molecular function: NADPH dehydrogenase activity; FMN binding. NCBI's taxonomy places the organism in Eukaryota, Fungi, Ascomycota, Sordariomycetes, Diaporthales, Diaporthaceae.